AUGGGAGCUAUCCGGCUCCCGUCUCUCGCCGUCCUCCGCUCUCCCUCGGCGGCGGCGCGGCCGUGGACCUACUUCUCUUCCUCUUCCUCCUCCUCCUCCGCCGCUACUGUUCACUCUCUUUGCUCCUCUCUCCGGCGGAGGUCUGCCCGGAGGGCGUCGGCGUGCCUCUCCAGCAGCAGCGGCGGGGUGUCGACACAGAGCCUCGCGAAGGAUGAGCAGCAGCGGGUGCCGCCUCCGCAGCCCUCAGAGGGGAAGGGCGCUCAGCCGAAUCAGGACGGGGCUGUGACGCCCCGCUCCUUGGAUUUCAACGCUUGGUACCUCGACGUCAUAGCCUACGCCGAACUCGCCGACUAUGGGCCGGUACGCGGCACCAUGGUCAUCCGUCCCUAUGGCUAUGCCAUAUGGGAGAACAUCCAGGUUGGCUCUUGGCUUGUCCCCCCUCCUCCUCCAAUAGUCCCUGAUAAUUACCUGUUAUCCUUGUUACCCUAUUGCAGGCAUUUCUGACUUUGUUCUGUGCUUCCUAUGUGACAUUAGGACUAUUUGAACGUGAAAUUCAAGGAAACAGGGCAUAGCAACAUGUAUUUUCCCCAGGUAAAUCCUCGACCAUGCACCUAUUAUUUAUUCAAUUUGAUGAAUAUCCUAUUUUCUGUGGUGUAUAUAAUUAUCUGAUUUGGAAGGAGUAUAAUUUUUUUUUUGAUGAUAAUAAUGCACUGUCUAAUCGACCACUGUGACCAAUUAUUAAUUGCAGUUCAUAGCAGGAUAUGAGUUAUUUAUUUGAAAAUGACCAGGAGAUUGGAGAUCAAUCAACCGAUACAACUGUUUCUUAUAGAAUUCAUGUAUUUUUAAAGAACUUGCCUAACUUUCAGAUGUCAGUUUCAAACUAGUUUGUUAUUAUCAUUUAUUUUUUCAGACGAUGAUUCAACUCCCUUUGCUUGCAUUUGUUUGUUUAAGUCUUACUGAAAUCUAUUCUCUCGGGAAAAAUCUCUCCGUAAAAUUUCACUUUGUACUUUGAAAGAAAUGCUCAAGGAAAUGUGUCAUAGAUCUCGGCAUCAGGCCUUCAUAGACUUUGCUUAUGCCAUGCAGAACAUGGAGUGGGGAAAGAUAACUGCUAUUUUACAUUAGGAUGCUAUAAAAUAAAUUACGAAAUGAGAGCUGUAGAGAAAAUAAGACAAUGUCGGGACAAGUAUUUCCUAUUUUCAUAUUCUUGCGAUCAAAGAUGAAACAAUACGCUUUCUUGCAGUGGUUCUCGAAAGAAAGAAGGAUAGAUGAUAAAGAAGAAGGUGGAUAAUCUAUUUGCCAAUACGCACUCUCUUUGGUUGAUUGAUCUCAGUCAAAGCACUAUUUUAGUCUAUAAUUGUAUUUUUCUUUGGAAAACUGUUAAAAAUGUCAUUGUAACUUUUGAUGUUAGAAGCCAUUAGCACAGCCUUAAUUGAUUAGCCUCUAACUUUGUAUCUGAACUUAAUAUAUUUUUGAGGAAACAUUUUGAUGAUUUCAACGAGUAAAACAUUGACAUUAGUUGGUUCAACGUGGGGAGAAAAGAUUCCUUAGUUUUUUCUCGCCUUCAGAUUUCGAUUUCGGUGACUAACGGCCCACUCCAUACAGAUUCAUCCCAAUGCGUUAUGCUAUUUCUUGGAUACGUAUCAUACUGGGCUAUGCAAUCGAUUUUGCAUUUCAGUUCGACAUUAUUCUGAAACAUAAAAGAAUCGUUACUCUCAGUCAAGAUAAGCUUCUUUCCUGGUACUCGAGUAACCUUGGGACAUGAGAAAAAUGAUCUCCUAUUGCUGAAGAAGGGAGGAUGAUUUCUCCUGCAAAUCCACUAUUUGUGUUUUCUACUAGAUCCUCAUGUCAACGGUUGGAUUAUAUAAGAUGCUGAACUCCAAAACAACGAAUCAUUUUCACAGGAAUCAUGUCAACCUUGUAAUUGUGUGAUGGCUGCUUUUUGAAUUCGACAUCUUGACAAAACACUUCCUCUGAUCGAAAAUUUUGAAUAUUCCUUUUCUUCUGCUCAGGGUUCUCCAUCCCUUUCAUUCUAGGAUUGAUAUGAUGGUCCCUUUCACAAGCCAGGUGGUGGUAAUAGAGGAAUGAAUGGUAAGAAGAAGGGAGUUCUAUCAUGGUAGAGGAGGAUUCAAGGGGACAUUGUACGAGGAAGGAGGAGAAGGAAUCGAAUGAGGGAAUGACUGAGCAGCCAGAGAAAGGAGUUCAAGGAGAUGGAAGUAGAUGAGUAAUUGGCAAAGAGAUGGAGAAGAAGAAGAUAAAGGGAUAGGAAAAGAGUGGAGGGAGUUUCGAAGAGUGCUUGAAGCCAAAGGUGGCUAUUGUCAGCAUCACGACAGUGAUUAGCGGUACAAGAAGGCUACGAGAAAAUUUCUCUAGUGCAAUAUCUAGUCCCCAGACGUUGACCAUGGUUCAUGGGAUGAUGCCUCGACUGUGAGAUGCCCUCUUUCUGGACAACCUAUCAUUGAAUAUUUCAAGAAGUGUGAAAAGGUGCGGUGUACGAAUGUUCUUAACAAAUGGUCUUCACUUCCUGCUUUCAAAAGGAGGAUCCUUAUUUUUCUGCCGCACACUCUUUUCUAGCUUGUGAUUCUUUUUUUCAAGCAUCGAUUUUAUCAUACUCAAUAAUGCAAUUUUAUAAAUUUCUAGUUGGUAUUUUCGUGAUUGUUCUGUUUGACCACCGAUGCAGUUCAUACCAUACUCAUUUAUAGAGAAGGAAGCAAGUCAUGUUGAAGGUUUCAGUCCAGAGUUGGCUCUUGUUACAAUUGGAGGAGGAAAAGAACUUGAAGAAAAACUUGUGGUAGUCCCUUAUUCCUUUUUCUGAUAUGUCAUACUUAUGAAUGUUUGACGUCCAUUAUUAUUAGGUGUUGCCCGAGGAAUAGUUUAAAUAAGAAGGUUCUAUAUUAAUAUUGUCUUUGAUGCCAUUGAUUUGAGGCUAUGACAGGUGAGACCAACUAGUGAGACAAUUGUGAAUCACAUGUUUACUCAAUGGAUUCAUAGUUACCGGGAUCUUCCUCUAAUGAUCAAUCAGGUCUGGUUGUGAUUGACAUAUCUGAAUGUCCACUUAAUGCAUGUCGGCAAAAAAUAUUCUUGAUGUCUUGUUUUUGACUAUUCUCCUUUAGUGGGCGAAUGUCACAAGAUGGGAAAUGCGCACAAAGCCAUUUAUCAGAACUCUCGAGUUUCUAUGGCAGGAAGGCCACACAGCCCACGGAACCCCAGAAGAGGCAGAAAAGGAGGUUUAUUGUCUUCAACUCUGCAUUGAAUUUACUAAUCUGUUUUUUUUCUUUGAUACUCUUCGAAACUCUAGCUUUGUGUUAUUUCGAUGCGACAGGCCCUACAGAUGAUUGAUGUCUACACAAAAUUUGCCUACGAGGUAGCUGCCAUACCUGUUAUCCCUGGCCGAAAAUCCACGAUCGAGACUUUUGCUGGUGCUUCCAGAACAUAUACAAUUGAAGCUAUGAUGGGUGAUCAAAAAGCUUUGCAAGCUGGAACUAGUCACAACCUCGGGCAGAAUUUCUCUCGUGCCUUUGGAACACAGGUUACUUUAUUUUCAACUUUAAGUGAGACAUUUUUCUUAAUGUUAAAAUUUAUGGAUUUAAGCCUACCAUUAUAUUAUUUUUCCAAACUGGGAUGAUAUGUGAUUGGAAAGAAGUAUACACCUAGAACUAUACGAUUCUCGAAUAGAAAAAAGAGAAAAGAGAAUAUCAUUAGAGUUAGAAGGUGAAGAAAAGUCAUAAGAAAUGAACAAAGAUUUAUGCCUGUCCUCACUUCAUCUGGGAGUCAUUCCCUGCCACACGCUUCUGCAGGAGCUUCCUUUCCGUGUGCUUCUUUCAUGAGAAGGGAGAAGAAGAGGGAGAGAAGGGGAAAUGCUGGAAUUUACCAUAACGUUGUCAAAGGGAGUAUAAGGAGGGCUUGGAAUCCAUUAUGACAUCUUGAGAGAGCUUGGGUUUUCUUUUUCCCUCGAUGAUAAAAAAGACUACAAAAGAUAAUUUGCUAUGUUCUGCAGCCAAUAAGAAUAGUACCGAAGUAAGCACAAAAAGCUGGACUGCAUGUGCCUAUGUUUUUGCCUUUGUGAUGUCACAUUCUCUCCAUUUUGGCACGUAUGAUUAGGGCACAUUCAAGGCACAUUUCACAUUCAUUAAGGAUUUGGACAUGAAUUGAUAACCAAAAUGUUAAGUUAAAAUUAUCUUUCUAAUGUAUGUUUGUUUCAUCAUAUCUCUCUGCAUUGUCUGUGCUUGUGGAUGGUGAUACGUAGCAUUAGGUUUGAAUGUGUGCAUUCUUUUCCAUCUUCCAGUUCACAGAUGAAAACGGACAGAGGCAACAUGUGUGGCAGACUUCCUGGGCUAUCAGCACGCGUUUCAUAGGUGGUAUAAUUAUGACUCAUGGAGAUGAUGCUGGUUUGAUGCUUCCCCCAAAAAUAGCACCAGUGCAGGUACAUCUCCUGUCGAGUUAUUUACCCUAUCAUUUUACGUUUUAUAAUGCACAGCCCAUUGCACGUAUCUCAACAUGGCGUAUGUUUUCCUUUGCAACGAAUGGAUUUGCAUUUUGAAAUAUAAAAUAAGGAGUUUUUGUUUCUCACUGGAUAUUUGGCAUUUGUAACCAUUAAAAUCAGAUUUUAUUUUUUAUUUUUUAUUUUUUUAUUUACUUUUCAAAACCAUGUGGUCAUGUGAGUUAACUGGUUUUAUUAUCUUUGAGUUUGUAUGUACAUGCAUGGGCAGAAAAAAAUCAUAUCAGAUCAUAUCCUUCUGUCUAUUUUUAACAAUUGGCAUGUCAUAUGUCUGUGUCAGAUCCCGAGACUGUCUUGAUGUGGCGAAGUUAUUAGAUUUAUGCAUAUAUUUUGUAAAGUGCAGUCAUGGCUGCUUCUUAUCUACGAGAUGAGUCUUGGUUAGUUAGUUCUUAUUUAUCUGACGAGAAUAAUCACGCCGGUCCGAUAUGAAGAUACACGCGCGCAUAUAUUUAUGUAUGCACAUAUCUACCAUUUUGAGAUGCCGAAUGCAAUGUACUGGUGGUAUGACUCCAGGUUGUGAUAGUACCCAUAUGGAAGACUGCUGAUGAGAAGGUCGGAGUCCUUGAAUCCGUGUCGUCCAUAGAGAAAGCGCUCAAAACAGCAGGAAUCAAAGUUAAAGUGGAUGACUCAGAACAGAGGACACCGGGAUGGAAAUACAAUUUCUGGGAAAUGAAGGUAUGCUCUCACCUGGGCAGAGAUUGAACAGAUAGCAGCAUCUCUGCUUUUCAUUUGUUGCUUGCCUUCGAUUUAUUCUCGUAAAAUGGAAGAUUCAAGGCCGAACUGUGUCGAGCCUAGUCUUCUGGCUUUGAUCCAAGGCCGAGCUGUGUCGAGCCUAGUCUUCUGGCUUUGAUCCAAGGCCGAGCUGUGUCGAGUCUAGUCUUCUGGCUUUGAUCCAAGGCCGAGCUGUGUCGAGUCUAGUCUUCUGGCUUUGAUCCAAGGCCAAACUGUGUCGAUGUGGUGCUCCGACUGAGCCUCCUCGACGGUUUUUGGUUUGGCUUUUUUUCAGCAAGUUGUCCUUGUUCAUCAUGAUGUUUCAUCCUCAUCGUCAUCCUCUCCUCAGGGAGUGCCCCUGAGAAUCGAAGUCGGACCUCGCGAUGUGUCCAAGAGAACUGUGGUGACGUCGAGGAGGGACGCCCCCGGAAAGCAGGGAAAGGAGUUUGGGAUAUCUAUGGAGCCCUCCGUGCUGGUCAGCCAUGUCAACCAGAGGUUGGACGACAUCCAGGCGUCUCUCCUACAGAGGGCCACCACUUUCCGGGACAGGUGAUGGAUCCAACUCCUCCUUUACUGCUUAUUACUUACCGGAAAGGGGGCGUAUCGUGUCUCUUCCUCUUUAUAUCCUUUUUCUUCCCGCUUUCAUGGGAUAUGAUCAGAUACAGGCAAUAAUCAUUUGAUUUUACCUUUUUUGAAGGCGCAGGCUGCUUCCCUUUCUUUGUUUUUUUUGGCAAAAUCUUAGUGAUUAUGCUUCCUGAAUAAGUAUUUGUGUUCAAAUUGAGUUUCGAAUUAUGACCAACUUUUUACCUUUAUUUGGCAUAUCACUUGUUGGUUUGGAACAUAUUUUUAUUUUUAUUUUUCUUUUCCCCCUGAUUGUUCUUGCGAAUUCCAUGUGCAGUAACAUCGUGGAUGUGACCUCAUAUGAGGAGUUGAAGGCUGCUAUUGCUGAGGGCAAGUGGGCAAGGGGUCCCUGGUCUGCGAGGUGACUGAUUAAUCAUCCAUCCAUCAGUCAACUCAAACUCCUCCAUGAUUCUAUUUCUUUCUUCUUCUUUUCUUGCUUUCUAUUUCUGCCAAUGAAAAAAAAAAGAACUUUCCUCACAUAAAACUGACGAAUCCUUUGUGCUGAUUCUGAUGAUAAAUCACCUCUUGUUAUAUAGUAAGCAUCAUGAUGUCACCCGCCCACAUCCUUUGAUCUGCUGCUCGGUUAUCCUUCGAUCUGGGCCUGGAUGGUGGUGUUCUGACCUGAUCCUCAGCCAUGUGUACAAAAAAAGAAAAAAAAAGAAAAAAAAAGAAAAAAAAAGAGAGCUCUUUGAUCAUCUUCCAGCCAGCCUUGUUUACCAUUCAUUCCUCUGGAUCAUUGUUUCAUCUUCAUGCGGUCAGAUCUCUGAUGGUGUUUUUAUGAGCACAGAAAUAAAUAAAUGAAUAAAUAGAUAUAAGUAAACAGCUGCUGUCUCAUCUUUAUUUAUUUAUUUAUUUAUUUAUUUAUUUCUUGAUGCAGUGAUGAAGAGGAGCUGAGGGUGAAAGAAGAGACGGGCGCCACCAUAAGGUGCUUCCCAUUUGACCAGCCUGAAGGGGAGAAGACCUGCCUCAUGUCCGGUCAACCCGCGGCCGAGGUUGCCAUAUUUGCCAGAUCCUACUAG
Molecule: messenger RNA, 6846 nt
Organism: Spirodela intermedia
Lineage: Eukaryota; Viridiplantae; Streptophyta; Magnoliopsida; Alismatales; Araceae
Source: the annotation of a GenBank genome assembly